CCGCAGGUGUCGGGUGGGUCUGGAGGGGAAGCAGGCGAGGGUCCAGAUCUCCGCAUGCAAUCGCCGCUGGCCGGACUCCGCGAUUCGGCUUCUGACCCGCGCACCCAGGGUGCAGAACUGGCAGAGGCCUCAAGCAAGACGUCCAGCUCCCGGCUGCCGCCUGCUGGCUCUCCGCUGUGCGCAAGGCCUUGGUGACCUCAUUGGUCCCUGCAUUACGUGGGGCAGAGCUUAGCGUCCACAGAUGGGGACCCCCACCCCCAACCACCGGGUGGCUUCAGAGGCUGAGUAUGGGACUCGCCGCCCAAGGACCCGCAGGGACCCGCCUUCUGCUAUGUUGAGCUUCUCUGAACCUCCGGUUUCACAAUUAUGAAAUGGUGACCUACCUCUGGAUGAGGAAACAGAGGAGGAGAGAAGCUAUGGAAUGUGGCCUGACUAGAUAAGUGGAGAACUGCAUUCCAACUGCUCCUGGUUUAUUCAGACACAGACAGCCCCUCCCUUCUGCCAGGAGCCACCAGCUUUGUGUUCUCUUUGUGGGCUGAGCUCUUGGGAGGGGAAAGAGUGUCUGGUGAUCUUAACUUCUGACAAGUGCGAACCUGAACACUUCUGCUACAUGCAAUCCCAUGAUUGGAACAACUCAGGCCAUGUGGUCGUGACGUAGGACUGGAACUCAAGCCUGAGAGGUGGGAUGCUAUGGAAUAUGAUGAGAAGCUGGUUCGGUUCCGGCAGGCCCACCUCAACCCCUUCAACAAGCAGCUUGGCACAAGGCAUCAUGAACAGGAACCCAAUGAGAAGGCCCAGGAAGUCACUUCUGAAGAGUCUCUGCAUGAGCUACCCGCUGGGGAGCCUGAAUUCUGCUACUCAGAGCGCAUGAUGGAUCUUGGCCUGUCUGAGGAUCACUUUUCCCGCCCUGUGGGUCUCUUCCUGGCCUCUGAUGUCCAGCAGCUGCGGCAGGCCAUUGAAGAAUGCAAACAGGUGAUUCUGGAGCUGCCAGAGCAGUCAGAGAAGCAGAAGGAUGCUGUGGUGAGGCUGAUCCACCUCCGGCUGAAGCUCCAGGAGCUCAAGGACCCCAAUGAGGAGGAACCCAACAUCCGGGUUCUCCUAGAGCAUCGCUUCUACAAGGAGAAGAGCAAGAGUGUCAAACAAACCUGCGACAAGUGUAAUACCAUCAUCUGGGGCCUCAUCCAGACCUGGUACACCUGCACAGGGUGUUAUUACCGCUGUCACAGCAAGUGCCUGAACCUCAUCUCCAAACCCUGUGUCAGCUCCAAGGUCAGUCACCAGGCUGAGUACGAGCUGAACAUCUGCCCGGAGAGCGGGUUGGACAGUCAGGACUACCGCUGUGCUGAGUGCCGUGCUCCCAUCUCUCUGCGAGGUGUGCCUAGUGAGGCUCGGCAGUGUGACUACACAGGUCAGUACUACUGCAGCCACUGCCACUGGAACGACCUGGCUGUCAUCCCUGCGAGAGUGGUACACAACUGGGACUUUGAGCCACGCAAGGUGUCCCGUUGCAGCAUGCGCUACCUGGCACUGAUGGUAUCUCGGCCAGUGCUCCGGCUCCGGGAGAUUAACCCUCUGCUGUUUAACUAUGUGGAAGAGCUGGUGGAGAUCCGGAAACUUCGCCAGGACAUCCUGCUCAUGAAGCCAUACUUCCUCACCUGUAAGGAGGCCAUGGAGGCGCGACUGCUGCUGCAGCUCCAAGACAGACAGCAUUUUGUGGAGAACGAUGAGAUGUAUUCCAUCCAGGACCUUUUGGAGGUGCACAUGGGCCGCCUCAGCUGCUCGCUUACUGAGAUCCACACACUCUUCGCCAAGCACAUCAAGCUGGACUGUGAGCGGUGCCAAGCCAAGGGGUUCGUCUGUGAACUCUGCAAAGAAGGUGACGUGUUGUUCCCGUUCGACAGCCAUACAUCGGUGUGCAACGACUGUUCAGCUGUCUUCCACAGGGACUGUUAUUAUGACAACUCGACCACGUGCCCCAAGUGUGCCCGGCUCACAUUGAGGAAGCAGUCACUAUUCCAGGAACCUGGUCUAGAGGUGGAUGCCUAGAACACUGGAGGAGAACGCCAGGCACCGUAUCUGCCCCUCCGGCUGUCGCCUGCUGGCCUUGCCCACCAGAUGUGCAUUCUACUCUGGAGAACCCCCCCGAGUGUAUCCCCCGGGCCUCUUCAUCUCUUUCGUGCCGGAAGGAAGUGACUGGUGGCCACCGGGACUCUUAUUCCUCAGGUGCUUGCUGAGACUUCGAGCGUGUAUGCCUGGCUGUUUAUUGGGUGUACAGCUGUCAGGGGUCAAAAUGCUGCCUGUGCCCCACUGUAAGACUCCUUAGGCAGAGGAGCCUGGGUGUGACUCUCCAGGAAAGUGGGGGAGUCACCCUCCUAUGGCACAGAGCCCUCCAGGCCUUUAAAACCAAUCCUUUGGCACCACAGAGAUGGUCUAGCUCCUGUCUAGAAUGCCCUUACAACUGGUCAGAAACUUCAGAGGCCUGUCCAGUGAGACCAAAGGAUGCCUCCUGACUGAGUUUCAUCUCUGCUGAGGAAGAUUCAGGUUCUACUUAGAGGCUCCCAACCCUCUCAGCACCUUGUCUCCUAAGGGACGUCCGGCUUUCUGACUGGGACUAUUUACUACGGUGUCCCAUGGAUCGUCUCCAGCAUCCUGAGAGUCGUCAUCAUCAUCCAUAAUCUGUCAGUCACGUGUGCUUCCCCAGCCCUUCUGUAAGAUAGGGAGGGGAGGGGUCUGUGGAGCUUCUCUUGGCAGAUACACCUGCUUCUGCCACAGCAGCCUAGUCCACUUUCCCCUGGUGCUCUGAGCCGGGCAUCUAAGGACCCGUCCUAAGGAAGAAAGCUCAGCCUCCAGUUACAUAGGUGGGGCUGUGUCCAGGGAGGAGGUUCUAGGUCAGGUGAGCCUGUCAGUUAACAUUGGCCUAUGUGGCCUUUGGGGGAAUUAAACUUUCCCACAGAGGUCUCUGUCCUGCUGCUGCAGUGCUCUGCUUGAAGAUGACCAGUGACUGGGUGUUGACGUAGGAUCCUGAGGCCAAGAGCUAGGAAUAUUUGCUAGACUCAAGCAGGAGGUCCAUGCAGGAAGGUCAAGUUGGGCAGACCUACACCUUUCCAGUGAGGCCCGGUCCACCUCCAUGCACACACCCCAUAGAUCCUAUGAUGGAAGAUGUGUGGAGAUGGGAUUCUCAAAAUACAGCUCUGUCUUUCUUCCUGGGAAGUAGGAGUUGGUUGCAUCUGCCUCUUUGCUCCUUGUCUGUGGAUUUCUGUUGACACACAUGGGUGGCGGGCAGAGGCCAGGGCGUGUCAUAACUUGGAUUUCCUUCACCUUUAAUGAGGCACAAGAAGGGACUCCUCAACUAGCCAGUUGAAACUUAACUUAGUGGCACAUUUGGAGGAUGGACAGACUUACACCGCCACCUCCACCUGAUUCCUCUUUGCCAUCAGGAGGUUUUACCUGUGCUGUCUUUUCUGUUUCAGUUUUCCCAUAUGGAAAAUGUUGGGAAGGUGGAGUUGCCCUGUCUCAGAGUGAAAGAUCAAGAGUCCUUUGAGUGUCGUGUGGGUCAACAGUGGGCCCCAAGUCCCGCUUCUUCUUUGGCGUUAAAGAAGGUCUUAAAACCAAAUGCCAUUUCCCGCACCCCCAAAUCUGUGUGUUUCCUGUCAUUGUAUCACACGUCUGUCCUGAGGCUGUGGGCCCUUCCUGAGCCUCCUGUGUAAUCAACAUCACAUUUCCAACUAUAAAUCAUAGUGUUUAAAGAAA
Mastomys coucha (southern multimammate mouse) is the source of this 3750-nucleotide messenger RNA. RefSeq names its product differentially expressed in FDCP 8 homolog (gene Def8). NCBI's taxonomy places the organism in Eukaryota, Metazoa, Chordata, Mammalia, Rodentia, Muridae. Bases 691 to 2046 code for a protein of 451 amino acids. The transcript has 13 exons. The record is from RefSeq and is a predicted model, not a curated record.